AUGGACACAAGAAAGAGAGGGAGACCUGACUUCAACACUAAUGGCCAUGGUGGAUUCAAGAAAUCUAAGCAAGAAAUGGACUCCUUAUCAACUGGUGUAGGAAGCAAAUCGAAGCCAUGCACCAAGUUUUUCAGUACUGCUGGCUGUCCAUUUGGCGAGAGCUGCCACUUUCUCCACCAUUUUCCUGGUGGCUACAAUGCUGUGGCUCAGAUGAUGAAUCUGGGACCUCCUGUUGCCCCACCAUCUAGAAGUAUGGCAGCCCCGGCGCCAGUUCCUAAUGGCUCUGCUCCUUCUGCUGUUAAAAGCCGGCUGUGUAACAAAUACAGUAGUGCUGAAGGUUGCAAAUUUGGUGAGAAAUGCCAUUUUGCUCAUGGUGAGUGGGAACUGGGCAGGGCUUUUGCUCCAUCCCACAAUGAUCCUCGUGCUCUUGGAAGUGUUCCAGGACGUUUAGAUUCCUCCCUUGCUGGAUCCAUCAUUGGUAAGGGUGGUGUGCAUUCCAAGCAGAUCUGCCGCCAAACAGGAGUCAAGCUAUCUAUUAAGGAGCAUGAAACAAAUCCAAAGCUCAAGAACAUUGAGCUUGAGGGUUCAUUUGAGCAGAUUGCCCAAGCUAGUAAGAUGGUAGAAGAGCUUGUGAGAGUGACUUCAGCAAAUGCCGCUGCAAAAACCUCUGGUGGUCUUGGAAGCCAUGCCAAUCCUGGAAGCAACUAUAAGACUAAGCUGUGUGACAAUUUUGCCAAAGGGUCUUGCACUUUUGGUCAAAGGUGCCAUUUUGCUCAUGGGGCUGCUGAAAUGCGCAAGUCGGCUGUGUGA
Messenger RNA from Dovyalis caffra, 810 nucleotides. Lineage: Eukaryota; Viridiplantae; Streptophyta; Magnoliopsida; Malpighiales; Salicaceae. The record is from the annotation of a GenBank genome assembly.